Molecule: messenger RNA, 1224 nt
Organism: Anisakis simplex (herring worm)
Lineage: Eukaryota; Metazoa; Nematoda; Chromadorea; Rhabditida; Anisakidae
Source: the annotation of a GenBank genome assembly
AUGAAAGAGACUGUAGUGACCCAGUGGCACCGAGUCUGUGAUGAGAACUGGAGUAGAGCGCAUGUUCAUUUAUCCUAUUCAUUGGGAUAUAUUGCUGGCUGUAUGCUGGGUGGUUUCGUUUCUGAUAGAUAUGGACGAAAGACGGCUAUCUGUGCAUUUGGUAUAUUGUCGUCGAUAUUUGGUUUUUUGUUACCGUUCACGAAAGAGUUUGAAGUGUUUCUGGUGAUUCGUUUCCUGGGUGCGGUUUGUAAUGAGGCUGCUGAUCUGGCUGCUUAUGUGUUAUGCAUGGAAGUUACUGGUGUGAAAUAUAGAUCGAUCAUCGGUAGUUUAUUGCAAGCGCCGUGGGCAUGUGGCUACGCAUUCCUAGCGCUAGUUGCAUACCUCAGCAAAUCUUGGUAUACAAUUCAGGUUAGACAUGCGGAAAAACGAAAGUGGUUGAGGAGUAAACAACGACCGCACUUUUUAUUGUUAUUCAUAUCGAGUGAUCUGAGAAUCAGAUCGAUUUGUCUUUUUGUUAUUUGGAUUGCAAUUGCACUCGUUUAUUAUGGGUUGGUGAUUGCUCUCUCUGAUCAGUCUUCCCCCGGCAGAACGAUGUUCGUCGGCCAUUUCUUCUUGAAUAACGCAAUUGCGGGUGCGAUUGAGCUACCGACUUUGAUGGGAUGUGUUUAUCUGUUGAGGUUUGGUAGGAAACGAUCGCAAACGAUAACGCUGAUCGCUGGAGGGAUUUUGAUUGGAAUCGCGAUAAUGGUCAGCACUCAACAGCACACCACUUUGGCGCUGAUGUUCAUGCUGGCUGGCAAGGUGUGCAUCCAGGGUGCGUUCAACAUUCUCUACAUAUUCACCUCUGAGUUGUACCCGACCAUCAUUCGCAACAGUGCUGUUGGAGUGUGCUCGAUGGUAUCGCGAAUGGGAUCAGCAGCAUCCGGUUACAUAGCGAUACUAUCAGAUGUGACUCUACCAAUUGUGCCAAUGCUGAUAUUCUCAAUAUUUUCAUUGGUUGCCGGUUCAUUGGUGAUGUUCUUACCGGAAACACAAGACAUUCCUCUGCCGGAAACCAUUUGGGUAGGGACAGACACACCAAUUGAUCAGGAAGAUGCAGUUACAAUGCUGAAAACACAAAAUACUCAUAAAUGUAUGAAUUUUAAUGGUGGUAAUCAUUAUGAUAACGAUAAUAAAGAAAUUUAUGGUGAACGAGAGGAAUCAGAGAGCUUUCUGCAGAGAUGA